Molecule: messenger RNA, 2169 nt
Organism: Thalassophryne amazonica
Lineage: Eukaryota; Metazoa; Chordata; Actinopteri; Batrachoidiformes; Batrachoididae
Gene: cdk17
Product: cyclin-dependent kinase 17
Exons: 17
Coding region: 361-1944 (527 amino acids)
Biological process (GO): protein phosphorylation
Cellular component (GO): nucleus; cytoplasm
Molecular function (GO): protein kinase activity; ATP binding
Source: RefSeq, a predicted model, not a curated record
CGUUUAAAGUGACAGCAGUGGGCUGUUGCACCACUCCUGUCGCUCUUCUGUGUCGACCUCCUCCAGUCUCUUUAAACUGCUUUCAGCGCCACACAGACGACGGUUUCAGGGGUUCGGUUUCUCGCAGCCCGUCCUCUCUACACGUCGUGUUUCUGUGUCUGAGGAUCUCUCUCUCUCUCUAUGUUUUUUUUUUUAUUAUUUCUCUUCUGCAACCGAAAGCUAACACAAACGGGGCUGUGUUGUUAAGCUUAAGUAGGCGGAUAUAGCGGAGGAGGCAGAGAGGGCAUCCGGCCUGGCAGCUCCGCAGACUCGGCUUGAAACUACGCUUUUCAUCAUUAUCAGGCCGUGUACUGCCCUGCCAUGGAAAAAAUGAAGAGGAUUAAGAAGCGUCUGUCAUUAACGUUGCGUUCCAGCCAGACCAUUGAUGAGUCGCUGUCAGAACUGGCUGAGCAGAUGAACCUGGAGGACGGCGGCACCAAAGACAACGAGCCCUUCAUGAGGAACGGCCGCCCUCCUACCUCCCACAGUAUGCAUUCCUUCCUGCACCAGUACACGGGCUCAUUCAAGAAGCCCCCCCUCCGCCGGCCGCACAGCGUCAUCGGUGGCACCCUAGGGUCUUUCAUGGCCAUGCCCCGCAACGGCAGCCGUCUUGAUAUUGUUCAUGAGAAUCUGAAGAUGGGUUCGGACGGGGAGAGCGACCAGGCAUCGGGAACGUCUUCAGAUGAGGUUCAGUCUCCAACCGGUGUCUGCCUGAGGAACCGGGUCCAUCGGCGAAUCUCUAUGGAGGACCUCAACAAGCGCCUGUCACUGCCUGCUGACAUCCGAAUUCCUGACGGUUACCUGGAGAAGCUGCAGCUCAGUAGCCCGCCUUUCGACCAGCCGCUCAGUCGACGCUCCCGCCGAGCUUCCCUGUCGGAGAUCGGUUUUGGGAAAUUGGAGACCUACAUCAAGCUAGACAAGCUGGGAGAGGGAACCUACGCCACAGUAUUUAAAGGACGCAGUAAGUUGACGGACAACCUGGUAGCGCUCAAGGAGAUUCGACUUGAACACGAGGAGGGGGCGCCGUGCACCGCCAUCAGAGAGGUAUCGUUAUUGAAGGACCUCAAACACGCCAACAUCGUGACAUUACAUGAUAUUGUCCACACUGACAAGAGCCUGACACUGGUCUUUGAGUACCUGGAUAAGGAUCUGAAGCAGUACAUGGACGACUGUGGGAACAUAAUGAGUAUGCAUAACGUGAAGAUCUUCCUGUUCCAGAUUUUGCGAGGAUUAUCGUACUGUCACAAGAGGAAAGUUCUGCACAGAGACCUUAAGCCACAGAACCUCCUCAUCAAUGAGAGAGGGGAGCUCAAGCUGGCUGAUUUCGGCUUGGCGAGGGCCAAGUCAGUCCCGACUAAAACCUACUCCAACGAGGUGGUGACUCUGUGGUACCGACCCCCCGACGUGCUCCUGGGAUCCUCCGAGUAUUCGACGCAGAUUGACAUGUGGGGCGUUGGCUGUAUAUUCUAUGAAAUGGCUGCAGGUCGGCCGUUGUUCCCCGGCUCCACGGUGGAGGACGAGCUCCACCUCAUCUUCAGGUUACUGGGCACACCCACAGAGGAAAGCUGGCCGGGAAUCUCUUCCAUCGAUGAGUUCAAAUCCUACAACUUUGCCAAAUACAAACCGCAGCCGUUCAUCAACCACGCCCCCAGGCUGGACAUUGAAGGCAUUGAGCUGCUGCUGGCGUUCCUCAGAUACGAAUCCAAGAAAAGGAUUUCUGCUGAUGAGGCCAUGAAACAUUCCUACUUCAGGCAGCUCGGGAUGAGAGUUCACACGCUGCCCGAGAGCAUAUCACUCUUCACACUGAAGGAGGUGCAGCUGCAGAGAGAUCCUGGCUACAGGAACUCCUCGUACCCAGAGUCAGCUAACGGGAAGAUCAACAGGAGGCAGAGCAUGCUCUUCUAAUGUUCGAUGGAGAUGAAGGUCCACUGCACAACUCCUCCUUCAUCAUCAUUUCCUGCCCCGACCAACUCGUAUCGCAUGAGCCCGCCCCCCCACCCUCUCCCACCCUCUUCUGAGCAAGCAACUCUGGGUUCAGGGUUUGGGUGUGUUUUUGUUUGUUAUUUUUGAAACUGGGUUAAUUUAUUUGGGUGGGGUGGGGGAUGUUGAAUUUGUUGCUGCUAAAAUACU